UCGGUGAGGGAUGCGUCGAUGAUGUUACCAUGUAUGAACCGUAAUUGGGGACGGUGACGCUGUCGCUUUCAUAUGGAAGGGGCACUAAACCAUACCGGUGUAAUUCUAACGACACGUGGGCAAUUGCAGMGCCAAACGUGGGUUUAUUGUAGCUGAUUCUUGGUGAAUAGUGGAAUUCGGAAGGAAGUUCUUUCGGCGGAUCUACAGUAUAAGCAACAGAAUGAAGGAGAGCAUUGAGGGAAUUGAGAGGUUCGUCAGUCCGGGAAAAGGGCGAGGACUCCGAGUCACCAAACCCUUCAAAGUUGGGGAGCUUCUCUUCGCUAGUCUUCCAUAUACUUACGUCCUGACUGCCAGCGAGAGAGGCUCUAACUGUGAAUUCUGCUUCACAAGGAAGGAGGGCUUGGCAAAAUGUGGGAAGUGCAAAAAAGCGUUGUAUUGCAAUGUGAAAUGUCAGAAAGGGGAUUGGGCCAUGCACAAGCUGGAGUGCGGGGCCAUGAUAGCGUACGGGGAGAAAUGGUGUCCAUCUGAGUCCGUCCGACUGGUGGCUAGAAUAAUCGCCAAACAGAAAGCCCAGAAAGAGUGGAGUACGUCAGAGAAGCUGCUGCUGAUUGGAGAGCUGGAAUCACACAUAGACGAUGUAGACAAUGAAAAGAGGGAGAUGAACGAGGGAGACAUAGCCAGCCUGCACCAGUUUUACUCCAAAAACCUGGACUUCCCCAGCAAAACAGCCCUCCUCACACUUUUCUCACAGGUCAAUUGUAAUGGCUUCACAGUGGAGGAUGAGGAGUUGUCGAAAAUGGGCUCAGCAGUCUACCCUGAUGUGGCCCUGGUAAACCACAGCUGCUGUCCUAACGUCAUAGUGACGUACAAGGGGAAUGUGGCCGAGGUCCGGGCUGUGCAGGACAUGACCCCUGGGGAAGAGGUGUUCACCAGCUACAUAGACCUCCUCUACCCUACAGCAGACAGAAACGAGAGGUUGAGAGACGCGUACUAUUUCACCUGCGACUGCAAAGAGUGUAAAACCAAAUCUAAAGACAAGUUGAAGCUGAAGGUGCGUAAGAGGAACAAGCCUCCAGGACCGGAGGAGAUCAGUAGCAUGAUGCGCUACGCUAGGAACACCAUCAAAGAGUUCCGUUCUGCCAAACAAAUAGCAGAAAAAUAUCUGAAAACCCCUGGAGAGCUGAUGGAGAUGUGCCAGCUGAGCCUGGACAAGAUGGGUGAGGUGUUUGAGGACUCCAAUGUGUACAUGCUGCACAUGAUGUACCAGGCCAUGGGAGUGUGUCUCUACAUGGGGGAUUGGGACGAAGCCAUCCGUUAUGGAGAGAAGGUCCUCAAAUCCUACAGGUACUGAUCCAUACAUACACAUAGA
Molecule: messenger RNA, 1369 nt
Organism: Salvelinus sp. IW2-2015
Lineage: Eukaryota; Metazoa; Chordata; Actinopteri; Salmoniformes; Salmonidae
Product: N-lysine methyltransferase SMYD2
Cellular component (GO): nucleus
Molecular function (GO): protein binding
Source: RefSeq, a predicted model, not a curated record